AUAUAUUGACCGAGUUUGCCUCAGUUGUUAUUUUUAAUUUUAGACUCAGCAAAGCUGUCUGUGUCGACGGAGAAUAUGAUAUCUCUAAUUAGGGAGAGAUCGUGUUUAUGGGACAAAACGGAUGCUGGGUACAGAGAUAAAUUACGCAGAGAGGACGCCUGGUCAGAGGUUUACAGGGAGCUCUACCCAACUUAUGAUAAUUUGAAGGAGAUGCAAAAAUCAAGAAUCGGUCAACAGAUAUCAAAAAAAUGGUUUAAUAUUCGGGACGCAUAUGUAAAAUCAAUAAAGGGUCCUAAAAAACGACCAUAUAUAUACUCGAAGGCUAUGUCGUUUCUAGAUAAAGUAAUUUUGGGUGACAGAUACAACUCUUCAGAUUAUUUAGAAGAACAAUCUUUGGAAGGCGAACCAGAAGUCUGGUUGAAUGAAACCUUUAUAGAUGUGGACGUCCCCGCACAGGAACCACCAACAAAAAAACAUAAACCGGAUUAUUCUUGUUUUUUAGAAAGUCAAAACGAUACAGUAGCUUCAAUACUAAGUAAAAUGAUUAAUCGUGAGGAGGACGAAGAUAGGGCUUUUUUCACAUCAAUAAUGCCAACUGUAAAGGCUCUUCCGGAUAAUGCGAAAUUAGAGUUCAGAAUAGAGGUCAUGCAAGUUUUGAAAAAAUUUAAAAAUGACACGAAUAAAGGAAUAGUCGUUAAAACUCGUGACUCAGAUAGCGAAUAAAUUGUUAUUCUUC
Melitaea cinxia (Glanville fritillary) is the source of this 736-nucleotide messenger RNA. RefSeq lists its product as uncharacterized. NCBI's taxonomy places the organism in Eukaryota, Metazoa, Arthropoda, Insecta, Lepidoptera, Nymphalidae. The coding region runs from base 76 to 723 and encodes 215 amino acids. Gene Ontology annotation, molecular function: DNA binding. Gene Ontology annotation, biological process: regulation of transcription by RNA polymerase II. The record is from RefSeq and is a predicted model, not a curated record. The transcript has 2 exons. Gene Ontology annotation, cellular component: transcription regulator complex; nucleus.